This is a messenger RNA of Acanthosepion pharaonis, 600 nucleotides long. NCBI's taxonomy places the organism in Eukaryota, Metazoa, Mollusca, Cephalopoda, Sepiida, Sepiidae. The record is from the annotation of a GenBank genome assembly.
AUGUCCUUUUCCACUAUCCAAUUAUUUCUCUCUCUCCUUCUCUCUCCUCCCUCUCUCUUUCUCUCUCUCUUUCUCUCUCUCUCUCUUUCUCUAUCUCUCGCUGUCAGCACCUGUUUCUCUUUGUCUUUCUAUUUCUCAAUAUUCUGUAAAUUCGCGUAUGUUGAGAUUAUGAACAUUAUUUCUCCCUCUCUCCUUCUCACUCUCUCUCUCUCUCUCUCUCUCUCUCUAUCUAUCUCUACAUCUAUCUAUCUAUCUAUCUAUCUAUCUAUCUAUCUAUCUAUCUAUCUAUCUAUCUGUACUUCUUUUAUUGUGUAUCUAUCUUUGCCUCUGGAUGUGCGUUUUUACCAUCUUUCUCUUCCGAGAUCUUUUUCUUUAUUAUUAUUAUCGUUCUCUCUCUCUCUCUCUCUCUCUCUCUAUCUAUCUAUCUAUCUAUCUAUCUAUCUGUCACGCUCUUAUGUGUCUCGCUGUCGGUGUAUAUCUUUCUUGCUGUUUGUAUGUGUUUCUUUCUUUCUCUCUGUCUCUGUAUGUCUCUCUCCUCCACUCUCUUUCAAAGAGCAGCUCUCAACAAGUUCCUCCCCUCUCUCUUCACAGCCAGCCUAA